Molecule: messenger RNA, 1451 nt
Organism: Oryzias melastigma (Indian medaka)
Lineage: Eukaryota; Metazoa; Chordata; Actinopteri; Beloniformes; Adrianichthyidae
Product: SWI/SNF-related matrix-associated actin-dependent regulator of chromatin subfamily B member 1
Biological process (GO): chromatin remodeling; regulation of transcription by RNA polymerase II
Cellular component (GO): nuclear chromosome; nucleus
Molecular function (GO): transcription coregulator activity
Source: RefSeq, a predicted model, not a curated record
CGUUUGGACAAAAACCGGUCAAAUUUCAGCUCGAGGAAGAUGGGGAGUAUUAUAUGAUUGGAUCGGAGGUGGGAAAUUACCUACGAAUGUUUAGAGGUUCACUGUACAAAAGAUACCCGUCAUUAUGGAGAAAACUGGCAACGGUAGAUGAACGCAAGAAAAUAGUGGAAUCGUCACACGACCACGAUUACACUCAACUGGCCACCAGUGUGACGCUGCUGAAGGCCUCCGAGGUUGAAGAGAUCUUGGAAGGAAACGAUGAGAAGUACAAAGCUGUCUCCAUCAGCACAGAGCCCCCCGCCUACCUCAGGGAGCAGAAAGCAAAGAGGAACAGUCAGUGGGUUCCCACGCUGCCCAACAGCUCUCAUCAUCUAGACGCAGUUCCUUGCUCCACCACCAUCAACCGCAGUCGACUAGGUCGCGAUAAGAAGAGGACUUUCCCCUUGUGCUUUGAUGACCACGAUCCAGCAGUUAUCCAUGAAAACGCCAUUCAGACUGAAGUUCUGGUUCCAAUCCGGCUAGACAUGGAAAUCGAGGGACAGAAGCUUAGGGAUGCUUUUACCUGGAAUAUGAAUGAAAAGCUCAUGACCCCUGAGAUGUUUGCUGAAAUCCUUUGUGAUGACCUGGACCUCAAUCCUCUGACCUUCGUCCCUGCCAUUGCCUCUGCCAUUCGGCAGCAGAUUGAGUCGUACCCGACAGACAGUCUCCUAGAAGAGCAGACAGACCAGAGGGUGAUCAUCAAGCUCAAUAUCCACGUUGGUAACAUUUCCUUGGUGGACCAGUUUGAGUGGGACAUGUCUGAGAGGGAGAACUCUCCAGAGAAGUUUGCCCUGAAGCUUUGCUCUGAACUGGGUCUGGGAGGAGAAUUUGUCACCACCAUUGCCUAUAGCAUCCGAGGUCAGCUGAGCUGGCACCAGAGGACGUAUGCUUUCAGUGAGAAUCCUCUGCCAACAGUGGAGAUCGCCAUCAGAAACACAGGGGAUGCUGACCAGUGGUGCCCCCUGCUGGAGACCCUGACAGAUGCAGAAAUGGAGAAGAAGAUCAGAGACCAGGACAGAAACACAAGGCGAAUGAGACGAUUGGCUAACACAGCACCAGCAUGGUAGGAGUUGCAGACCAAUGGCUCCCCCACAGGAAUAUGUCCGCUUGCUGAUCUCUUCUUUGACAUCAACAGCAGAGAUUCCUCGCUUUGUACUGGAAGUCUUCUCUGCUCACCUGGGAUCUUAAUCAGCUUUUGCUGUAUUAUCUUUAAUUAUUGUUGAACUCUUGUUUGUCAAAGGCUCUGUUAGAAAACCUCCACCCCCAGAGUGGAAAAGUAAAUUUCUUUGACCUCUAACUCUUUCUGACCAUAGAGGGUGAAAAUGCCAUUCUCUGAUAAUAUAUUAUGUUGUAUUUGUUGUCUUUUUGUACAUUUUAAUAAUUCUUAGAAAAUAAAAAAUAUGAAGCUAUUA